Molecule: messenger RNA, 935 nt
Organism: Ostrinia nubilalis (European corn borer)
Lineage: Eukaryota; Metazoa; Arthropoda; Insecta; Lepidoptera; Crambidae
Gene: Prosalpha7
Product: proteasome subunit alpha type-3
Exons: 5
Coding region: 137-904 (255 amino acids)
Biological process (GO): ubiquitin-dependent protein catabolic process; proteasomal protein catabolic process
Cellular component (GO): proteasome core complex; nucleus; synapse
Source: RefSeq, a predicted model, not a curated record
AUUUCUAAGUUUGCUUGUCAUCGCGGCCGACAGAAAAUCGUAAACCAAUAUUUUAAUGUUAUUUACACUAUAUUAGGUGCAAUUACUGUUUAUUUGCUGAAUACCUAUAUUUACAGUUUUAUAAUAACUCAAGACCAUGAGUUCAAUCGGUACAGGAUAUGAUCUUUCGGCUUCACAAUUCUCGCCGGACGGUCGUGUGUUCCAAGUGGAAUAUGCCGCGAAAGCUGUAGAAAAUUCCGGCACAGUCAUUGGGCUGAGAGGGAAAGAUGGAGUUGUGUUUGGUGUUGAGAAGCUGGUGACAUCAAAGUUGUAUGAACCUGGUGCUAACAAGAGGAUCUUUCAUGUAGACGAACAUGUUGGAAUGGCCGUAGCAGGUCUCAUAUCAGAUGCAAGACAGAUCGUAGAAACAGCCCGUUCAGAAGCAUCCAACUACAGAUCACAGUACGGCAUCCAGGUGCCUCUGAAGUACCUCAAUGAACGUGUCUCCAUGUACAUGCACGCCUACACCUUGUACAGUGCUGUCCGUCCUUACGGUUGCUCCGUUGUGAUGGGCACGUGGACGGAUUACGAAGGACCACAGAUGUACAUGUUGGAUCCUAGUGGAGUUUCAUUUUCUUACUUUGGCUGUGCUGUAGGCAAAGCGAAGCAGGCUGCUAAGACUGAAAUUGAGAAGCUGAAGCUAGCCGAUUUGACUGUCAAAGAUCUUGUUAAGGAAGCUGCCCGGAUCAUCUACCUAGUCCACGACGAGCUCAAAGACAAACAGUUCGAGUUAGAACUGUCCUGGGUGAGCCAGGCCACCAAAGGCAAGCACGAAAUGGUCCCUCGCGAGGUGGCUUCGGAAGCCGAGAACCAGGCCAAGCAGGCGUUGGCCGAUAUCGAGGAUUCCGACGAGGGCGAGAUGUGAAUGAGUUAGUUAAUAAAUUUUUAUUAAUACA